UAAGGAACGCCCAAUACGACAUCGAUGACGAGGAUUUUGUAGCCCGAAGCCGAGGGUCGAGAAGGGGGGAAGGGCACCGAAGAGGCUCUUCACCCCCUUUAUCACUCGACUACCAAAACUGCUUUCGUAAUAACCUUAAUCCUGAAUUCAGAGGUCGAGGUUCAGGUAUAGAUCGAAAUCCGGGCCGAGGUGCAGCUCAAGACCGUGGCCGAGGUCGAGGUCAAAGUCAAGGUCGAGGCCAAAGUCGAGGUCGAGGCCAAAGUCGAGGUCGAGGUCAAAGUCGAGGUCGAGGUCAAAGUCGAGGUAGAAAUUGGAAUCAUGAUGGUAAUUACCAGCCUCAGCGAUAUAGGAGACAGCCAGACCCCCCCUGUCAGCUCGAGGAAGAAGCCUGGAGCAAGAAUGCACCCGUUAAGUUAAGCCCAAGAGUCUUUGGAUACGCUAAUCAGUCUCGUGAUUUAACUGCAAGCCUGCUAGAGCUCAUGGAGCAAUGGUGUCUCUCGCCUUCAGCAGUAAGAGAAACUGUGACCCAGUAUCCGGAGGUGUUUUACCUAAAUGGUGAAAAGGUAGAACUGCGACCAGAAAUUACAGUGUGCUCUCACCACUCAGGCCCUGAGGGAUGCCAGGACCGCAGGGGUUGUAGAUGCAUACACAUUUGUCAGCAAUACACCAGAAAUUCGUGCAAGGAUCCUUACUGUGUCCUUGGCCAUAAGUGGCGUACCGAUCACAAUAUUGCUGCCCUUCGUUCAUAUUUCAUAGAGCAUAUCCCUGUACCAAUUUUACAAAAGAUUUUGGUUCAGCCACUACAUACAAUGGCUCCUGUUGGUAAAAUAACUAUUUGUCUUGAAUACAACACUAAAGGUUGCAUCCAAGAUGACUGUACUUCACUUCAUAUAUGUCAAAGUUUUGUUGUAAGUCGAACUAGAUGUCAGCAAAAAAAAUGUCAAUUAAAUCAUGACAUACUGACUCCUCAGUGCUGUAAAGUUCUCUCUGCACAUGGCUUCUCAACCAAUGAAACCCCAUGUGAUAUUGUUGUAGCAAUAUUAGCUGCAAAUUCUGAAAUUUUUCAACAGGAUAUGAAAGAAAAUACUGUUGGUUCACCUGGAAACCAAAUCACUGACUAAAAGUGUAUCUGAAAACGCCAAAAACGGAAGGAUGAAUCUGAAAUUCCCGAGAGGAAAGAGGGUUAUAUUUCCAAAGAUUCUGAGAGUGCUUCCUCAGAUGAUGAAAAUGGUGUUCAGUCACAAAAAAAUGAGAAUGAAACUAAGUCUGCAAGUAGUCAGAAAUCUGGAAAAGCCCUAGAUAUGAAUGAAGAUAGUGUUCGCAGUGAAACAACCAAAAUAACUGACAGUGAUACAACAGAAUUAAAGCAUUCUCAUACUUCAACCACAUCUCUACCUAAAAGUACUCCAGUAUCAAUAAAGACGUAUUGGGCACAGGAUGUUAAAGGAAAUGUGGGUCCUGAGAUUUGCUAUUACUCUGUUGAAGGAAUGUGUAGGGAUGAAGGCUCAGGCUGCAAGAGACUUCAUUCAAGUGAGCAUUUCCACUGGCAAGAGAAACAGAACGAGAAUUGGUAUAAUUUACCCGAACAGCAGGUGAUCACUUUGGAACACACCUCUUGCAAUCCCGAUGAUGACUGUGUCGAUUUACCUCGGUUAGAUCCUACUCAUCUGAAGGCUUCAGCUAGAGGUCUUCUUAUAUUGAUGGGACGUGAUACCUGGUCAGCCAAUUUCAGUUCAAUGACUCUGACUAAUUCGUCUAAAAGUCAGAUACUGAAAAUACGCAGAUUAUGUACACAGUAUAUUGAUGGACAAGAGAUUAAGCCAUCGAAUUUCCUUUGGUACUUUUUGGAUAUACAGAAAAACUGGGUUCAAUAUGGACUUUCUGAUACAACAGGGAAGACAAAGUUGAUUGUAGAUGCAACAUCUAAAGACAUUGAAAAACAGUACCGCCAAAAUCCAGCAUCUACGUAUUCAUUCAAGAGUAGUGCUUUCCAAUAUGUUUUAGAUUUCAAGAGCAUGACUCAGACUAACCAGAAAACAAAUGUAGUAAGGCAGGUGAGACGACGUCCUGAGCCACAUCUAAAAAAACAAGAUGAAGACUCUGAAGAAGAGAAGCCCAAAGACCUUCCUUCGUCUUGGGAGAUAAUGCAGCCUGAAGAACGGGUCCGUACAGUAACUUUGGCCCCAUCCUCGAGUGAAUACCAAGCAGUCACUGCCCUUUUGAAUGGCCGUAUUUCUACUUCCAACAUUAUCAAGAUUGAAAGGGUACAGAAUCCAUACUUAUGGCGUGCAUUUGUAAACAAAAUUACUGAAAUGUCAUCCGUGCUAGGUGACAAAACAAAAGUAGAUAUCCGACAAUUAUUCCACGGUACAAAUCAUAAUGUGGUUUCUAGUAUCUGUGCCGAGAACUUUGACUGGCGUCUUCAUGGUUCAAACACUGGCCAAUUAUAUGGUCGCGGGACCUAUUUCUCAACUGAUGCUGCAUACUCUUAUUCAUAUUGUGGGCCCGAUGGUUCAGGAAUGAAAUACAUUUUUGUUGCACAAGUUGCAGUGGGUGCUUUUACCGUCGGCAUAUCAUCGAUGGUGAGACCUCCUCUCAAUCCUGCAACUGGCAUGCUUUAUGACUCGACUGUGAACCGGGAGAGCAAUCCAGGCAUCAUUGUCAAAUAUGAUAAACAGGAAUAUUACCCCGAGUAUAUAUUAACUUUGGAAUAAUGUUCUUUGAUCAUGGUAUUUGCAACAUAAAUGACACUUUCUAGAAGUGUAGUGUCUUAUGGUGUAGUUUCAUAUUCCCUUUCCUCUAGAGAUCCUCGCAAUAUUAAAUAGCAGAUAUAUUUACCAUAAAUAAUGCAACAAUAAUUUAGUUUUAUUAGUUAAAACUGAGAUAAUGCUUUGAUUCCUGAUUGUAAUUAAAGGAGCAAUGGCCUGAUUUUUUUUUACCAAUAAUGUCCAGAUUCUUUAUUUGAUAUAAUUAAUUUCUUACAUAGAAAUUACAUUGCAGUAUUUGUUUAAAUACUUUGUAUUUUACUUUAGAUCGGGAAAUUGAUGUUAUUUUACCAUUCAUAUUGGAUCAUAAUAUAUUUCUGAUAUUGAUAACCCUAAAAAAAAAAAAAAAAAACUAUAGGCGGUUAAUAUCAUUUCAAAAUAAAUAUAUAAUCUUCAUGGAGUUAUGAUAGCUGUUAGUAUGGAAUAUUAUUAUUUGUAAAUAUUUGAUUGCAAUUCAUGUUAUGGCUGUAUUUGGAUUAUAUACUUGUAACCUAAUGAUGGUAGUUAAUCACUGAUCUUUAUGGUUUAUUUCUUUGCUAGAACACUUUCCUACUCGCAAUUUGUGCAGGUUUUUCUUAAUUUUACUCUUUUACAAGAAUUUGUAUCCCACUGUGAUUUGAUAUUUAUUACAAUGCCAAAUGCAGUAUAUUAAUAAACACGCAAAGGUU
Molecule: messenger RNA, 3433 nt
Organism: Penaeus monodon (black tiger shrimp)
Lineage: Eukaryota; Metazoa; Arthropoda; Malacostraca; Decapoda; Penaeidae
Product: protein mono-ADP-ribosyltransferase PARP12-like
Molecular function (GO): NAD+ poly-ADP-ribosyltransferase activity; zinc ion binding
Source: RefSeq, a predicted model, not a curated record